Molecule: messenger RNA, 1609 nt
Organism: Oryctolagus cuniculus (rabbit)
Lineage: Eukaryota; Metazoa; Chordata; Mammalia; Lagomorpha; Leporidae
Product: fizzy-related protein homolog
Biological process (GO): positive regulation of anaphase-promoting complex-dependent catabolic process; positive regulation of ubiquitin protein ligase activity; anaphase-promoting complex-dependent catabolic process
Cellular component (GO): anaphase-promoting complex
Molecular function (GO): anaphase-promoting complex binding; protein binding; ubiquitin ligase activator activity
Source: RefSeq, a predicted model, not a curated record
CCUCGCCCCCCUCCCUCAGGUCAGCUGGGGCCCGCGGGCCGCGCCCCGCCCGCCAGGGACCAAGACUACGAGCGGCGCCUGCUGCGGCAGAUCGUCGUGCAGAAAGAGAACACGGUGCCCUGUGUCUCGGAGCUGCGGCGGACGCUGACCCCGGCCAACUCCCCGGUGUCCUCUCCCAGCAAGCACGGCGACCGCUUCAUCCCCUCGCGGGCGGGGGCCAACGGGAGCGUGAACUUCCACCGGAUCAACGAGAAUGAGAAGUCUCCCAGCCAAAACCGCAAAGCCAAGGAUGCCAAAGACGGCCUGGCCUACUCUGCGCUGCUCAAGAACGAGCUGCUGGGCGCCGGCAUCGAGAAGGUGCAGGACCCGCAGACGGAGGACCGCAGGCUGCAGCCGUCCACGCCCGAGAAGAAGGGGCUGUUCACGUAUUCCCUGAGCACCAAGCGCUCGAGCCCUGACGACACCAAAGACGUGUCGCCCUACUCCCUGUCCCCCGUCAGCACCAAGAGCCAGAAGCGGCUCCGGUCCCCGCGGAAGCCCGCGCGCAAGAUCUCCAAGAUUCCGUUCAAGGUGCUGGACGCGCCCGAGCUGCAGGACGACUUCUACCUGAACCUGGUGGACUGGUACUUGCUGAGCGUGGGGCUGGGCACGUGCGUGUACCUGUGGAGCGCCUGUACCAGCCAGGUGUCGCGGCUCUGCGACCUGUCGGUGGAGGGCGACUCGGUCACCUCCGUGGGCUGGUCCGAGCGGGGGAACCUGGUGGCCGUGGGCACGCACAAGGGCUUCGUGCAGAUCUGGGACGCGGCUGAGGACAAGAAGCUGUUGGUGCUGGAGGGGCACAUGGCGCGCGUGGGCGCGAUGGCCUGGAACGCCGAGCAGCUGUCGUCGGGCAGCCUAGACCGCGUGAUCCUGCAGCGGGACAUCCGCAGCCCCCCGCUGCAGGCUGAGCGGCGGCUGCAGGGCCACCGGCAGGAGGUGUGCGGCCUCAAGUGGUCCACGGACCACCAGCUGCGCCUCGUCUGGAACCACUCGAGCCUGGCGCCCGUGCAGCAGUACACCGAGCACCUGGCUGCCGCGAAAGCCAUCUCCUGGUCGCCGCACCAGCACGGGCUGCUGGCGUCGGGCGGCGGCACGGCCGACCGCUGCAUCCGCUUCUGGAGCACGCUUACGGGCCAGCCGCUGCAGUGUAUCGACACGGGCUCCCAGGUGUGCAACCUGGCCUGGUCCAAGCACGCCAGCGAGCUGGUGAGCACGCACGGCUACUCCCAGAACCAGAUCCUUGUCUGGAAGUACCCGUCGCUGACCCAGGUGGCCAAGCUCACCGGGCACUUGUACCGCGUCCUCUACCUGGCCAUGUCGCCCGACGGGGAGGCCCUCAUCACUGGGGCCGGGGACGAGACCCUGCGCUUCUGGAACGUCUUUAGCAAAACGCGGUCCACCAAGGAGUCCGUGUCGGUCUUGAACCUCUUCAACAGGAUCCGGUAAAGCUGCAGCCAAGGCCCGCACGGACCCGCAUGCGCACGCGCACUCGGCUGGCGCAGCCUGGUGGGGGGAGCUGGCCCCCGGGACCCCAGGAGCCUCAUUAAACGCCUGAUUGAAAAAAAAAAAA